AUGCCUCGCUACCUUCACAACUGCGAUGAGGCCAAGGGUCCCUGGACCGUUAGGAAAAGAUGCUCCAUCUGCAUCCCAGCUCGUAAGGAGACUGGCAAGAAGCCCGGUAAAUCAGCCGCCGUCAAACAUUGGGUAUGCCGCGCGACUAACAAGAUCAAACGCACCAAGCCGCCGCCGCCGCCGUUGCCUUCUGUGUGCUCAGAUUGCGGCGUGGAGGGCCGCGUGAUGGUGGUCCUUGCUGAACCGGAUUGGAACCCAGAGCCAAAGCCAGAGCCAAAGUCAGAGUCAAAGUCAGGCUCACAAUUAGAGUCGUCCGGUGUUACUGACUCUCAGAGGAUAGGCGACGACGUGGGCCCGACGAACGAGACCGCGGCCGACUUCGUCUUCGGACCAACAGCGAGGGCCUUGAAGUGGGCGUCGGCGACGGCCCCGGGCGUCCCUGUGCACAUCAUGCGGCCCGACGAAUGGUGCUGGAGCAGUUCUUCUUCCGGGGAGAGCUACGACACCAGAUUCCGUCCACCACCCCUUGCCAAGAGAAUACUGAAAGCGACAAUGAAUAGGGCACUUCCCUGUGUCGCCAGACUGACUGCGCCGAAGCCCCUGACUGAAUCGGAGCGCCGCAAGAGAUCUUCGGAGCGAUGGAACAGAAUUAUGCGGGCCAAACGCCGCUCUCGUCCCUGGGUGAGGUUUCAGGCCUUGGCGCCCGGUGGCCUCGAGACUAUCGUGGAGGAGCAAAAGACAGGACGCAAUGCCGGCAUAGCCCAAACGGAAUUCACUGGCUCGAAGAACCCCGCCGCACAGUAG
Messenger RNA from Colletotrichum orchidophilum, 804 nucleotides. RefSeq lists its product as uncharacterized. The transcript has a single exon. Bases 1 to 804 code for a protein of 267 amino acids. Lineage: Eukaryota; Fungi; Ascomycota; Sordariomycetes; Glomerellales; Glomerellaceae. The record is from RefSeq and is a predicted model, not a curated record.